AUGUUGUGGUCUCGCAGCCUGCUGACGCGGUUAGGAACAAGAGCGUACAGUACAGGGAAACUUGCCUCCGAUGCUUUUACCAAGGAGGCUGCAGGCAGCCGUGCGGAUCGUCUUGCGAAGGCCACGCGUUUUUUGGCCGCGUUAGAACCAGCCGACCGGUAUGCCGUCUCCUCUAUGAUCCGAGUCGAUCAUGCUGGGGAAAUUGCAGCGAAUACAAUCUAUGAAGCACAAGCAGAUGUGUUUGGGUUUCAAGGAAAGAAAGCGACAAAAGAAUUGAUCCUAGAUAUGUGGGACAAUGAGCGCAAGCACCUGCUGGCCACGUCCAAUAUGCUGGAUGAAUACAAAACGCGUCCUUCCGCGCUCGUGCCCCUGUGGUCUCUAGCGGGUCGUGUACUGGGUGGCGUGACAGCAGUGCUGGGUGAAAAGAGUGCUAUGGCUUGUACGGAGGCCGUAGAAACGGUGAUCGGAGAGCACUAUGAUGACCAACUAUUGCAUUUGAAGCAGAUCGGCGAGAAACUGGCGCAACAAUAUACGGGUAAGGAGGCUGAGGAGAUCAAGGAAUCCAUUGCGCUCCUCCGCGAUGUACUUAUUGAAUUUCGUGAUGACGAAUUGGAGCAUUUGGAUACAGCUGUUGAGCAUGACUCGCAACAGGCACCUGCCCACGCAUUGUUGUCCGCUGUGGUCGAGUAUGGGUGCAAGGGUGCUAUUGAAAUUGCAAAACGCGUUUAA
Molecule: messenger RNA, 729 nt
Organism: Malassezia pachydermatis
Lineage: Eukaryota; Fungi; Basidiomycota; Malasseziomycetes; Malasseziales; Malasseziaceae
Product: coq7 protein
Exons: 2
Coding region: 1-729 (242 amino acids)
Biological process (GO): ubiquinone biosynthetic process
Cellular component (GO): mitochondrial inner membrane
Molecular function (GO): 3-demethoxyubiquinol 3-hydroxylase activity
Source: RefSeq, a predicted model, not a curated record